AUGCGCCCAGUGCUUAGAGCCAAGCGGCAGCAGCCUCUCCUGUGGCCCGGGAAUGCGGAACCGCCAGCACCUCAUUGGAUUUGGAUGGUCCCGAGCGCGUCUGGGCUUUUUCGGAUCGGAGGCGCUGCCGGGGUAGUCCCCCCACCUCCUCCUCCGCUGCUGCUCUCUUCGCCUCCUCCUCCUCCCCCACCUCCCCCGCCGCCGGCCCCGUUGAUCCAGGGGGUUUCGAGCUGGCAACUUCCCUGCGAUCCUUUUGUGCCUUUGAUGGCAUCGGAGCACCACUCGACCGUUCACCAGCUCCCGUUUCUGAAUGGACAGUGGAUGUUUGGAGCUCAAUCUCCAGUAAUUGGAUUUUCACCUUCCUCAACUGUGGAAUUUGUUCCUCUUUUUCCUCAUGUGUAUACUACCACUGCUCUACCACAUUCUGGGAAAAGUUGGGUAGAAAAGAGAUUACCAAAUUGCAAGAUUUAUUUGAACAACACAUUUGCUCUUGAUUCAACAUGGAUUCAUCCCAAGGAACUAAGAAUCUACCAAGGACAUGAAAAGCCUCUUGCUACAGCAAACCAAGUAGCUGUGGCAGUAUCUAGGCCAGCCACUGCUCCCAGGCCUUUUCCUACAGUGGUAUUAACACCUCAACCAAUUGCAGCUGGUUCACUUAAACAAACUGGAGGCAACCAGACAAUUGCCUUUGCAGCAGCCAUGCUAUCCAUAGAUGCUGAGCCCCCUCAGGGACCACCUUCAAGUAUCCAACCAUGUCAUGUGCUGACUUUGUCACCAAUAAAAAUCCCAGUUUUGACAUCACCUUUCCAAGGUAUUGCUUCAAGACUCGAGACUCGCAUGAGUCCUCUGAUGCCAGCUCAAGUCACCAGGGUAGCGGCUAUCUCAUCACCAGCUGUGACGUUCAUGGCAACCAAUUUGGUGGAUCAAACAUUAGCAGAUAAAAGGAAAGAACCAGACAGGACAUCCUGCCCACCAACCCUAAUUUUACAUACUGAAAUGAAGAACAAGCCAGCAGAAAAUGAAAAUGAGAAGACUCAUUCUUUAAAACUACUCACAGAUGAUGAAAACACUUCAAAUGGCAACAAGCCUGUUGCAUCUACUCCUGUUCCAGGAUCUCCCUGGUGUAUAGUCUGGACUGGGGAUGACCGAGUCUUCUUCUUCAACCCUACAAUGCAAUUGUCAGUAUGGGAGAAACCAGUGGAUCUAAAGAACCGCGGUGAUAUUAACCGAAUCAUUGAAGACCCACCUCAUAAACGGAAACUGGAAGCUUCAGCAACAGAUAAAGAUGGCACAGAUCCAGAAGAUAUGAAUGAUGACAGCAGCAUCAAAACAAAGAGAAACAAGUUGGAAAAUUCACAGAAUACAGAGCUAGAAAAAAUAACAAUGGAAGAGAAAAACGUGAAAACAUCAGAACAUCAGAUUACCCUUCCCUUGGAGGAACGUAUUACCCAUUUUCGAGAUAUGCUUUUGGAAAGAGGGGUCUCUGCAUUUUCCACAUGGGAAAAAGAACUUCAUAAAAUUGUGUUUGAUCCACGUUAUCUUCUACUAAACUCAGAAGAACGUAAACAGAUAUUUGAGCAGUUUGUCAAGACGAGAAUAAGAGAAGAAUAUAAGGAAAAGAAAAACAAACUACUGCUAGCCAAAGAAGAAUUUAAAAAGCUGCUUGAGGAAUCUAAAUUGUCACCGAGGACCACCUUUAAGGAGUUUGCAGAGAAAUAUGGUACAGAUCAACGUUUUCGAUUGGUUCAGAAAAAGAAAGACCAAGAGCAUUUUUUCAACCAGUUCAUACUUAUCCUUAAAAAGAGAGACAAAGAGAACAGAAUAAGGCUACGGAAAAUGAGAUAA
Molecule: messenger RNA, 1845 nt
Organism: Notechis scutatus (mainland tiger snake)
Lineage: Eukaryota; Metazoa; Chordata; Lepidosauria; Squamata; Elapidae
Gene: TCERG1L
Product: transcription elongation regulator 1 like
Cellular component (GO): nucleus
Molecular function (GO): transcription coregulator activity; RNA polymerase binding
Source: RefSeq, a predicted model, not a curated record